This is a messenger RNA of Penicillium riverlandense, 3042 nucleotides long. Its product is annotated as putative plasma membrane H(+)ATPase. Gene Ontology annotation, biological process: regulation of intracellular pH; proton export across plasma membrane. Gene Ontology annotation, molecular function: ATP hydrolysis activity; ATP binding; P-type proton-exporting transporter activity. Bases 1 to 3042 code for a protein of 1013 amino acids. The record is from RefSeq and is a predicted model, not a curated record. The transcript has 4 exons. Gene Ontology annotation, cellular component: plasma membrane. NCBI's taxonomy places the organism in Eukaryota, Fungi, Ascomycota, Eurotiomycetes, Eurotiales, Aspergillaceae.
AUGGCGGGCGAAGACGACGUCGAGCGCGCGCCCGAUAGCCGCCGCGGCUCUCGCAUCUCCCGCGCGUCACUGAAGGAGGACUGGGCCAACCUCGAUGAGUACGGCAAACUGGUCAAGUACGUAUCGACCUUCCGCGAUGCCGGAGCCGGUGAGCAAGAAGAGGGCGAUUUCGUCGAGAAACGCAUCUGGUACGCUCCCUGGAAGAAGCGCAGGGUCCGUGUGCGCAAGGUUGAUGAGGCUGGCGCCAAGUUUCCCGAUGACUGGCUCAUUACCGAUAUCCGGGAAGGACUGCCGAGCGAGGAGGUCUCUAAGCGGAGACAGCGCGCUGGGUGGAAUGAACUGGUCUCUGAGAAGGAGAAUCCUAUUGCGAAGGUCCUAUCGUACUUUCGUGGUCCAAUUCUUUAUGUCAUGGAGCUUGCGGUCUUGCUUGCCGCUGGUCUGGACGACUGGGUUGACUUUGGUGUCAUCAUCGGUAUUCUAUGCUUGAACGCUUCUGUCGGUUGGUAUCAAGAGAAGCAAGCUGCCGACGUGGUUGCAAGUCUCAAGGGAGAUAUUGCCAUGCGUGCCCUCGUCGUGCGAGACAAUUCCCAGCAAGAAAUUCUGGCGCGAGAGCUCGUUCCGGGUGAUGUGAUAAUUGUCGGUGAAGGUCAAGUCGUCCCGGCUGAUGCCAAAGUGAUUUGUGAAUACGACGAUCCCAAUGGUUGGGAGGAAUUCAACCAGCUCCAGGAACAAGGCAUGCUCGGUGGCAGCUCCUCCGAGUCCGAGGAAGAAGACGAAAAGAAGGGCGACGAGGACAAGCACCAGGACCAAGAAGGGGAAGGCGAAGCUGACGGCAAAGAGGCCGAGCAGCAGAAGCCCCGUCGCCGCGGCUAUCCCAUCCUGGCGUGCGACCACUCUGCGAUCACCGGAGAAUCUCUGGCCGUCGAUCGGUACAUGGGAGACAUAAUAUUCUACACGACUGGAUGCAAGCGUGGCAAAGCGUACGCUGUGGUUCAGACGCCGGCCAAAACAUCCUUCGUCGGCCGUACUGCGAGCAUGGUGCAGUCUGCCAAGGGCGCUGGUCACUUCGAAAUCGUCAUGGACAAUAUCGGAACAUCUCUCUUGGUUCUUGUUAUGGCCUGGAUCCUCGCAGCUUGGAUCGGUGGAUUCUUCCGCCACAUCCCCAUUGCCUCUCCUGGACAGCAGACACUUCUUCACUACACUCUGUCUUUGCUUAUCAUCGGUGUUCCCGUCGGUCUUCCCGUGGUCACGACCACUACCAUGGCAGUGGGCGCUGCGUACCUGGCCAAGAAGAAAGCGAUUGUUCAGAAACUAACGGCAAUUGAAUCGUUGGCUGGCGUGGAUAUUCUCUGCUCCGACAAAACCGGUACCCUGACUGCCAACAAAUUGAGCAUUCGCGACCCGUACGUGGCCGAAGGCGUCGAUGUCGACUGGAUGUUUGCCGUUGCGGUGCUCGCGUCCUCGCACAAUACCGGGUCGCUCGACCCCAUCGACAAGGUCACCGUCUUGGCCCUCCGGCAGUACCCUAGAGCUCGCGAGAUCCUUCUGCGGGGUUGGAAAACGGAGAAGUUUGUCCCGUUCGAUCCUGUCUCCAAACGCAUUGUGACUGUUGCAACCUGCGAUGGGGUUCAAUACACGUGUACCAAGGGCGCACCCAAGGCCGUGCUGCAGCUAACCAAAUGCGCCAAAUCCACUGCCGACAUGUACAAGGCCAAAGCUCAGGAAUUUGCACACCGCGGGUUCCGCUCUCUCGGAGUUGCCGUCCAGAAACAAGGCGAGGACUGGACUCUGCUUGGCAUGCUACCUAUGUUUGAUCCGCCUCGCGAGGAUACGGCACAGACAAUCAGUGAAGCUCAGAACCUCGGCAUCAGCGUCAAGAUGCUGACGGGUGAUGCUAUUGCUAUUGCGAAGGAAACAUGCAAAAUGCUUGCGCUAGGUACCAAGGUGUACAAUUCAGACAAGCUUAUCCACGGCGGUCUAAGCGGCGCAAUGGCUAGUGAUCUCGUCGAGAAAGCAGAUGGCUUUGCCGAAGUUUUCCCAGAACACAAAUUCCAAGUCGUGCAGAUGCUGCAAGAGCGCGGCCAUUUGACUGCUAUGACGGGUGACGGUGUGAACGACGCACCAUCUCUGAAGAAAGCAGACUGCGGUAUCGCCGUCGAAGGCGCCUCCGAAGCUGCGCAGUCGGCAUCAGAUAUCGUGUUCCUGGAGCCUGGCCUGUCGACCAUCAUCGACUCGAUCAAAGUUGCGCGCCAGAUCUUCCACCGCAUGAAGGCUUACAUUCAGUACCGUAUCGCGCUUUGCUUGCACUUGGAGAUCUACCUGGUGACAUCGAUGAUCAUCCUGAACGAAAGUAUUCGAGUCGAGCUCGUCGUCUUCCUAGCUCUAUUCGCCGACCUGGCUACCGUCGCCGUCGCAUACGACAACGCCUCGUUCGAACUUCGCCCUGUGGAAUGGCAGCUCCCCAAGAUCUGGGUCAUCUCCAUAAUCCUGGGCAUUCUACUCGCGCUGGGCACAUGGGUUGUGCGCGGCACAAUGUUCCUGCCGUCGGGCGGCAUCAUCCAAAACUUUGGCGCGAUCCAAGAAGUGCUCUUCCUCCAAGUGGCACUGACGGAGAACUGGCUGAUCUUCGUAACACGCGGCAGCGACGUCUGGCCGUCCAUCCACCUGGUAACCGCAAUUCUGGGCGUGGAUAUUCUGGCAACCCUCUUCUGUCUGUUCGGCUGGUUCAGCAACCAAGACAUGCCCACCAUCCCGAAGGACCAAUUCGUCGAGACCAGAAAUGGCUGGACGGACAUCGUCACCGUGGUUCGCAUCUGGGGCUACUCGCUCGGUGUUGAGAUCGUCAUCGCGCUCGUCUACUACACCCUUAACAAGAUCAAGUGGCUCGAUAAUCUCGGUCGCGUGAGGCACAGCAAGGGCGAUAUCAAGAUCGAGAAUCUACUGGGCCAUCUAUCUCGCUUGACGGUUGAGUACGAGGAGCCUGGUAAGCCGAAGGGUCGCUUCUUCUUGGCUGCCAGCAAGGAAGAGGAGGAUGUGGAGUGA